AUGUGUAGAAUACGACUGUGGCGGCGUGUGAUUAUUCCUGUUUUAGUCGUUAAUGUUGUGGUUUUUGUAUAUCUUGUGAUCAAUCUCAGUGAUUCUCUGACCGAUGAAGAUGUAUAUGUUGAGGUACCGGUCACCCCUCGUCCGCAUAAGCUUUGCGUUAUUGUACCAUUUCGCGAUCGAGAUGCGGAGUUGUCAGAAUUUGCUCCAUAUAUGACCAAAUUCUUGCAUAAACAAAUGGUUGAUCAUUACAUUUUGGUAAUGAAUCAGACGGAUAAAUACCGUUUCAAUCGAGCUUCACUUAUCAAUGUUGGUUGGCUUGAGUCCGAUCGAGUGGGAUGUGACUACAUGGUUAUGCAUGAUGUUGAUCUACUCCCACUCAAUCCACAAAUUAGUUAUAGUUUUCCUGGCGAAGGAACUGUUAGGCAUAUUUCUGCUCCACAGUACCAUCCGAAAUACAAUUAUUCCAAAUUCAUAGGAGGUGUGCUUAUGUUAACUAUGAGUGAUUAUAAGUCUCUCAAUGGAAUGUCCAACAAGUACUGGGGUUGGGGGCUCGAGGAUGACGAGUUUUACCUGAGAAUAAGGGAUGGUAAUUUGAAUCUAACAAGGGUUGAGAAUCUCUCUACGAAUCGUUCGAAUACUUUUCGUCACAUUCAUGGUGUUCAGCGAAAACGUGAUUAUGCUGUUGUUACGAAGGAUCAAAAGGCUAUAAAGAGGAAGAGAGACUACGUGUCGGGUCUUAAUAAUGUAAGGUAUAAUAUUACUUCACGACGGUUUCGGAAUUACGGAGAUGUAUCUGUCCACGUAAUUGAUGUAAGCUUGUAUUGCGAUAUGACGUGGACACCGUACUGCAAGCCCCCGGGAAUCCGUGGUCUGCCACUUCCUUCUCACUUUGCAAUCAUUCUCAUCGGCUACGAUAAGAAGCACUUAUCACUUUUUACCCGCAGAUUAAUGAAGGUGCUCAGUAACGGUGGCCCAUAA
Necator americanus (New World hookworm) is the source of this 978-nucleotide messenger RNA. RefSeq lists its product as uncharacterized. Gene Ontology annotation, molecular function: xylosylprotein 4-beta-galactosyltransferase activity. Lineage: Eukaryota; Metazoa; Nematoda; Chromadorea; Rhabditida; Ancylostomatidae. Bases 1 to 978 code for a protein of 325 amino acids. Gene Ontology annotation, biological process: carbohydrate metabolic process; proteoglycan biosynthetic process. The record is from RefSeq and is a predicted model, not a curated record. Gene Ontology annotation, cellular component: Golgi apparatus. The transcript is spliced from 9 exons.